AUGCCGCAUGACGACGGCAUUAGAGUGGCAGCAAUUCCAGACAACGACCAAGCACAAGAGGCAAUAUCGCCGCCAGCUUACGACUUAGGGAGCCAAGCAGACGAAGAUCUUGCUCGACACUUGACUACCGAAUCUGUCUUGUCCGAAGAUUUUGGGAGACAUGCCCACGAACCAACAGGGCAGGACGAGGACGUCCCUGGCAAUUGGAGACCAAGCAAAUAUGCCGAGCUAUUGGGAAAGCCUCCGGAGGCCUCUUUGGGUGGACAAGCGCCCAAAUCCAAGAAGGGUGGAUUAUUAGGCAAGACCAGAGGCAUGUUCGUCAAGUCCGAGACGCUCUCUUCCCCCGGCAACAGGCUACCCAGCAUUGAAGCAUGGCUUGACGAGCAACCCGAUCCCUUUGUCGAAAAGGACGACUUAGAAGAGCAGCCACCAGUCGAAGUGCCCCAGCCGUUGAAGAAACGUACGCACCGGAAGAGAUCCUCUACCGAGAAAUCUAUCACCCCCGAUCCCAAUCAGAUAUGGAAUUCCAUUUCACCUCAGCAGGCUGAAUCAAGCCCCAAUCAUACUCCAAGGCCUGGUUAUUCUGUACCCUCGCCCAACGCAAACCAAAAGUCCUCUGCAAACUUUAGCAAUGGUGCAAAUGAGGCACAAGAUGGAAAUGAUGGCUCGCCCUCAAGCCUACGAAGGCGAGGUGCGAAAGUUCGCCGCCAGCGAGGCUCGAGCAGGAAAGAGAUGCCCUCGGCUGAAGCCUCCCCAGAACCCACAGUGUCACGGGCAGACACUUCUCUGGCUGAGAACGCGGAUAUCAGAGCUCCUAGCCUACCUCAACGACCGUGUCCCCCUACGGGCCCGCACCUACUUUCAACGAUUCAGUCUGUGGAGACUCUCAAAGAAAUCGAUCCAAAGCCUCAGGCUGAUGAAGGGACCCCCGGACAAGUUUGCGACCUCAAACGCAGGCUAACCACCCACGAAGAUUUGAUGUCAGUUCUGUCUUUGCCGAGAGGCAGCCGACCCCGUCGAUCGAGACGCAGAGCGAGACCUACCCAGGUGAAACCUCAGUCAAGCUCAGCGCAAGAAAUACUCGCCGGGGUGGUGGCUGACGAAGAAAAUUAUUCACGGGAAUUGCGAACCUUGGUCGACGGUGUCAUUCCAGUGUUGCUCCAGUGUCUUCUGUCUAAAACAGACGCGGCGGCUGCGGCUGGACUGUUCACUUCGGCAUCGCCCCAAGAUGGCCAGAGCAUCACCAGACCCAUCAUUGAUAUGGGGAUCGCCCUGGAAAGAUUGAAGGCCCUGCAUAAUCGAAUGCCUUCCCAGGAUCUGGACAGUCUCCUCAACUGGGCUCAAACAACGGAGAAAGCAUACAAAGACUACCUACAAGCGUGGAGACUCGGCUUCCAAGACGUGGUUGUCAACCUUGCACCACUGGAAAAUUCAUCAGCCCUAGAGCAAGGCAUGGCCAGAGACGAGGCUGGCGAUAUAGUAGACGCUGCAGGCAAGAAGGUCGACGUCGCCUAUCUCCUGAAGAGACCGCUUGUGAGAGUCAAGGCUCUAAGCAAGACUUUUGCCCGAAUCAAGGAUGAAUACGACGUGCCUCUUGCCGUACAGAUGGCAAACACUUACGCUGAGCUGACAGCAUUUGCUAAGAGACGGAACCAAGAAGAACAAGCUAGACUGGAAGAUGAGGCUGCUGCCAACAUUGAUGCAACAAGAGCGCGCGAUAUUAGGACAAUGGCAGCAUCAGCUCACAUCACGGUCGACAAAACUCGCCGUGUCAGGGCAAGAGACGUUUUCAACCUCACAAUCUAUCACUCUAGUGGACAAAGGAUGGAUUGUAGCGUCGAACUGGUCUUUCGAGACAACGCCCGUGGUGAUCCAACUGGUGGAGAUGUCCUGGUCUGUGAAAUCGACGACACAGGGAAGUGGCUUCUCUUUGCUCCCUUGGAGCUGAGCUCGGUAUCAGCAAGACGUGGCGAGGACGGAUUCGAUCUCGUCAUCAUGAUUCGGGGUCGGGCAGGUCUUGGACAGGAAUGGCACGAAUUGUUGGCCUUGAAGACGGACGAUAAAGAGGCCGUGGCAGAAUGGAUGGAUAUGCUUGGUUCAAAGCCGCUGCCCCCAAGGUUGAACCGUACACCAAGUUUUGUGAGACGUCCUUCACCUCUGGCCACUACAACUACCGCUGAGGCCGAGUCUUCCUCAUCCAAAACCGCGAGUCAGCCAGUCGAUGAAAGCCCUGCAACUGCGACCGAAUAUCUGGACAUACCUAUUGGCGAGCCUUCUGUCCUGGGGGCAAGGAAUGACUCGAGUCGGCCCAAGCCUCCGAAUGAUCGACCAUCACCACGGUUGAACCUGGGGGGUGGACUCGCGUCGAAACCUCUUCCCCCUCCCCAGUUCCAGCAAUCCUCGACGGUUCCGCGACGACGCCCAGUGUCGGUCCCAUCAGUCGUGUCUUCCGAUCGAUCGACCAUUUCAGACCGUUCCAUACGGGAUUAUGCCACCAUAUUCACCUCGUCGUCAUUGUCGUCGUCGUCGUCGUCGUCUAAGACUACGGUGACUAACCCUAGUGACGUGUCUCAUGGCAAAAAUCCUGAAGCAUUGCGAUCCCGUCUGCCCCCAGCUCAUAAGGCCUCCGACGAAGCGAAAACCCAGGUUGAGAGCCACAAAGAUGCUGUCUUAACAAAGCCCAGCCAACCAGUCAAUGUCAGGAAUGAUUACAAUAGUCCUCCGAUAUUAGACCAGACACAGAAAUCAAGAGCAAGCGCAACAGAGCCUCCCAUACUGGAGUCACAGACGGCUAACACUGAUUUCAACUCAUCCAAGCCCUCCCCCAAACCAUCACCGCAGAGACCAGAAUAUCAUCGAGGUGUUUCCUCUACCCCAUCAAAAGACCUACCAACCGUCAACAAGCUUCGGACCCUUCAAGCCCACGAGAGUCCGGCGUUGUCCCUGCCAGAGAGACAAUCCUCAGGGACACAGCAAACAACUCCUGUGCUUGAGCAGUUGCAGCAACGGUCAAAACGGGAUCAAAAGAGUUCAACCAAGAGCCAACUAUACACCGAAGAUAUACCAAGUCCGCCAGAGCACAAAACGCGUCAAGAUCGCCCCUCUGUCCCCGGCUUAGGAUCUUCGUCCCCGCCAGCCACACCGCCUCACAAUUCCAGGAUUCUGCAGCCGAUAUCUAGCAAUAGACCCAGCCCUGUAUUGAAAGCCACCCCGAGUCCAGCAGGCAAGGCGGUAAGACGGCGGACAUCCUCGCCCUUGAAGCAUGAAUAUGAACCUUCCACGGACUCCGACAGCUCAGGCUACAAUUCGGAUAGCGACAGUAGUUCGUCUUCUGACACUUCAGACGACUUCGUGUCGGAGCAUGGGGACAGACCAACACCACUUGUGGCCAUCAAGCCAGCGGAGGGUCGAAUAUCAAAACAAUAUAUACCCCCGCCUUCAAUCAAAUCUACCGGAACCCGAACACUGGCUCCUUCAGACUCUGCUUCCCAGGGACCUUACCGCAAGGUUCCCGCAUCGACCACAAUCCCAGCGAACAAGAAGGCGAGAACAAUUGCUCUGAUAUGCUCGUGGUCGGACAAGGGUAUGUGGGAGCAGAUUUAUCCCGACGAGUGCUCUAUUGUAAUCUCACCCGGUUUGAUCGAAGCCUUUGAGAUGUCAGCGGCCCAUUCUGAUCCUCAGAACUCCUCGACCAGUCCCUCAUUUGACGACCAUGGGCCAGGAAAGCACUCCAUCUCUCAGCAGCCCUUGGUAGCUUUCGAAUUAACGCCCAUUGUUCCGCUGCGCAGGGGCACUGCACUGGACAUCUCCAUACGGUCUCCCCCUACAGCAAACUCCAAGAUCAGAACAACCAAUAAUGUUAUGUUCCGUUCGCGGAACCCCGAAGAAUGUGAAGCAUUGUAUGGAAUGAUCAACUGGGCUCGGUGCAAUAACCCAACGUAUAUCCAGCUGCAAAAUGCACGGCCUCGUCGCCAACCUUCAGUGACUUUCAAUGUCGGACAAGCUCAACAUAGUCGGUCGAGGGCGAGUUCAUGGUUUAGUUUCGGGAGUCAGAAGAAAUCGAGUUACCGGGCUUCAUCCGCUCCAACACCCGCCUCGAUCGACAUGUCAGUGGAGAGCUCGGGGACGAUGACAAGCGCCUUCUCAGCGCUGAAGAGACUCGGCGUUAGUUCCGCCUUCAAUCUCAAUCGAUCUUCGGUUAUUCGCAGAUAUGGUGGAGGUGGCACAGGGAAAGAUGGACCGAAUGUCCCAUCGACCAGUGCAGCUGCAGCAGAAGGGGGAGGCAUGGUCAACAAUAUGAAAAUCCGACUCUAUGUCAGAAAGGGACAGCAUUGGGAAAACCUGGGAGCCGCUCGUCUCACAGUUCUUCCAGCACCAUCAUCCGCCGCGGCAGAAAGCGGCCAAUCGACUCCAAAUCGAACCGUAACUCCAGGGGCAUCUCCCCAAGCAAUAGCCGGUCCUCCUCGAUCUCCGUCAAACAUUGCAGGCGCAGGCCAAGCAGGACAAAGCCGUGGGCCUCGCCUCCCGAGCUCGAGCCAUACUCCCCAUCGCGUGCACGGCAAUGGUCGCGAGAAGCGUAUUCUCAUCACUCAGAACAAGAACCGCGACGUUGUGCUGUUGGACAGUGUGUUGGGUGAAAGCUGCUUCGAACGCGUCAUGCAGACAGGCAUUGCGAUGAAGACCUGGAGCGAGGACGAGGUCAUUGCUGAGACGGGCGGCGUGACCAUGGGUAAGGAACGGGUGUACAUGAUGCAAUUCCCAGGUACGAGGGAGGCAGGCUGGGUCUUUGGUCUGUGUGGCACGUAUCGGUACGGCGCGGGAGGGAUGGAAUAA
This is a messenger RNA of Fonsecaea nubica, 4833 nucleotides long. RefSeq lists its product as hypothetical. Gene Ontology annotation, biological process: intracellular signal transduction; lipid metabolic process. NCBI's taxonomy places the organism in Eukaryota, Fungi, Ascomycota, Eurotiomycetes, Chaetothyriales, Herpotrichiellaceae. Gene Ontology annotation, molecular function: phosphatidylinositol-4,5-bisphosphate phospholipase C activity. The transcript is spliced from 2 exons. Gene Ontology annotation, cellular component: nucleus; site of double-strand break. The record is from RefSeq and is a predicted model, not a curated record. The coding region runs from base 1 to 4833 and encodes 1610 amino acids.